Molecule: messenger RNA, 1497 nt
Organism: Talaromyces atroroseus
Lineage: Eukaryota; Fungi; Ascomycota; Eurotiomycetes; Eurotiales; Trichocomaceae
Exons: 2
Coding region: 1-1497 (498 amino acids)
Molecular function (GO): protein dimerization activity
Source: RefSeq, a predicted model, not a curated record
AUGCCUCCCGCUCACCUGCCGCCUACUCCCGCCGCUUCUGGUGAAUUUACCAUCAAGGACGCUUCUUUCCAAGCAAUGGACACUAUGUCUGAGCACUCCUUUGCAUUACCACCUGCCGCUCUGAGUCCCAUUGCGUUGGACAAAGGUUCAAGCAGUCGAAAGGGUUCAAUGAUUGCCCAGCAGACGCCGAUGUCACCGGCAUCUCCUGCCAUUGAUGCUGCCAUCGACCGCAAGUCAGGCACCGUAGCUGCUCGCGUGGGCACGAAACGUGCGGCAACAACGGCCGCAUCUUCGUCAACAAUGCUUGAUGAAUUCAAUCUCCCACCGCCGCCUACGCGGUCGAGAAAGAUCAUUCAGAUGAAGCCCAAGACUGCUGCUCCGUCGAGCAGCAAUACAACCGCAACCAAGCAAUCUCCCCCCAAAAAAUCGGCUCUAAAAUUGCCUUCCAAGAAUGGCUCUCUUGCUGCUGCCUCAACAGCACCACUACCAACCAACAUUAACGCGACUUCACCUACAUUGCAACUAUCAAAUAGUAGCAAUGGCUCGAAGAGGAAACAGCCCAGUGCUACCUCGGCAGCGGGGCGCAAAAUUGCCCGCAAGACGGCCCACAGUCUGAUUGAGCGGAGACGACGGUCCAAAAUGAAUGAGGAGUUUGCGACAUUGAAGGAUAUGAUUCCUGCUUGUCGUGGGCAGGAAAUGCACAAGCUUGCCAUUCUCCAGGCGAGCAUCGACUAUAUGAAUUAUCUUGAAGAUUGUAUCACGGAAUUGAAAAACAAUGCUUCAGCAGGUGCUGGGCGAACGGAUUCGAUAUCAAAAAAGCAGAAGCUAGAACCACCCUCGUUGGCACCGCCAUCGCCAACAUCGCCGGAACUAGUUAUGCCACCGAUGGGCGAGGAAUCGGUAGGAUCAGAGUCAGGAUCAUCAUCACCCGAACCCCUUCCGCACAACAAUGCAUCCCACUACUCCUCACCAUCCUUCUCCCCAUACACUGCACCCACAGCGUCUCACCAAAACCUCCAGCCUCUCGACAACGGAGCGCACCCCAUCCUCCCAUCACCCGCAUUACGUCCAUUGUACUCCCCACAGAUACGACCAGAGACCCAACCGGAUUCAUAUCCAGCCCAAAUGCACAUCACCAACCAAAACAGCAGUAGUCAUAAUCACACCUCAUGGAGGGUUCCACAACAAAUCGUCUCCGCAACCCCUUCUCCAGCCAUCCGGCCCCAACAACAUCGACAAAGUACGAGCAGUAUCAUGUCAGCAAGCAUAGCCAGCCCCAUAUUCCUCGCAAACGACAGUUCAAUCGACCACGAAGCGAGCGCGGCCCUCUUAAUGCUGAAUAUGGAUCGACGUGGUCCAUCAUCGAUAAGUGAACAAGCAGGAGGGGAUGGUGUCUAUGAUGGAAUAUCUGUUUCUUCCUCCUCUUCCUCCUCCUCUUCCUCUACUAAUAAAGCGCGGAAAAUGGGCAUGAGCGUUAGGGAUUUACUUACUUCUUAG